AGCAUUGUCUAUUACAUUUCUGCAUAUUCCAAACUGAUACAUAAAUACAACAAACCUGCAGAUCUUCGGACAAGAAAAGCGGCACCUCUGCUAAUGCCAAAUAAGAGGAAACUGAGGAUGUGACGCACGUCUUCUGACGGAUUGGGGUUGAGUUAUAUUAUAAAGCUGACCAGAGUUUAUUUCACUAGUGAUUUGAACAGUUUUCAUACGGUUUGGCAGAGAGCACGGCAAAAAGCGAGACAUGAGAAACUACACAGAGCACCUUUUGAAAUCCAACGGGAGGAUUUUGCUGGCUUUGGGUCUAAUCCUCUUUCUGGGAUACACAGUACAAGCUGCCCCAACCAAAGGGAGAUACAUGUGGGUACGAUGCAAACCGGACGCCAAAAACCCUAACUGUGUGGAAGAAAGCGGUCCUUGGAUUGAUCUUCCGAAGUCCGGACCUGAAGUCCCUUCACCCAACGCUGAUCAUGACCUCAUGAACAAAAAGCCAGUCGAAGAUGAGUCAGAAAUGACUUUUGAAGAGUCCGGAGAUGAUUCUGGGAAAUUCCAGGAGGACAUGGCAAUCGAACUGGGCUCAGGAAGUCAGUGGAAUGAAGAUCUCCUGAGAGCCAGCAGCACUGCCGAGUCUGAAGAAGGAAGUGCUGACUACACAGAGGACUUCCCAGCCACGCCAGAAGGGGGCAGUGUUGAUUAUUCCCAAUUUGUCUUUGCUGACAAAGUUCCAAUCCAGCAAAGCAAAACUCAGGAUCUAAAGCUCCAUGAAGAGGGCUUUAUCCUAUAAAAAUAUCUUCAUGCUGCAAUGAAAGGCUUCCGCCAGUUUUAUGCUGUGUGGUUUUACAACAUGCUUUUCUAUUACCUGUCUCUCAGGAUUAAAACACAUUGGUUUUUUUUUUUUUUUUAGUGUCUGUCUCCGCUGACCCCCCUCCACCCCCCCACCCCAGCUAUAAUUGCAGAAACUGUGUGUUCAGAAAUUAAGACCCUAAAAAGCACUUAUUGUAGACUUGAAUAUAUUUCUAUAAAGUAGUAAAAUAUAUAUUUUGUCUUUUUAUUUUUAAAGAAAAUAAUGUGAACAAUUAUAAAUAAUAGAGAACACAAGUGGCAUACAUGUUAACUAGCUUAGCAGCUAUUUCGGAUAGGGGAGCAAGGGGUAUAAAGCCUAUGCUUCUAAAAAUACAUGAUUUAGUUUUUAGUUGGAAAAUUGUAUGUUUUUAUACCAGGUACAACAUAUAUAUUUCUUUUUUUCCUUCAGAAAGUGUAAUUUAGCAGAAAGUGUAAGAUAGUAGAUCAUAGGAAUGAGACAUUUUGUCAAUAAUCUUAUGCCAUCAUUUCGUGAAUCUUACCUUGAAAUGCUGAGAUUAUUGGUCAGAGAUCAACACUUUCCAAUUGCUGUGUCUCCAAUGGGACCAGUGAUGAUGUCUUAUAAAAAGCUGAUGACAAAAACUUUGCUAUCAUAACCAAGCCAGGGACCUAGUGAAUAUCACUGCAGUCAAGAUUCAAUUCACAAAAGAAAUGCUUUAGCUGUAUGUCUGCAAAUGUGCUGGCUGUUAAGUACACAUUAUAUUUUCUUGAUGCAGUAAAGCUAUAUACAAUACCACUGAAACACUUUCCUUCUUAUCUGCAGUGUUAAACAUGAAUGAGUCUGUUUAAUUGAAUAAUAUUAAACACAAAAUCACAAUUACACCAGGCUGUAUAUGUGAAAAUGGGAAACAAAACUAUUGUUGAUCAUGUUUUAAAAGUGCCUGAAAGACUAUGCAAAUAAAGCCUGAAAAGUGAA
Molecule: messenger RNA, 1774 nt
Organism: Acipenser ruthenus (sterlet)
Lineage: Eukaryota; Metazoa; Chordata; Actinopteri; Acipenseriformes; Acipenseridae
Product: serglycin-like
Exons: 4
Coding region: 242-781 (179 amino acids)
Source: RefSeq, a predicted model, not a curated record